AUGGCGACUACCACAGCAUCAGCCACAGAUUUCGAGGAUAAGAGCGAGGCUGGCUCCGUCAGUUUCCCGGAUUUGGGGGAGAGCAUCGAUGCUUUGACGUUUGAGCAGAUCCUGGAGAUGGAUGAUGAUGAGGAGGAGAGGGAGUUUAGUAAGAGUAUUGUGUUUGGCUUCUUUGAGCAGGCGGAGCAGACGUUUGAGGAGAUGAAGGAGGCGCUCGAUAACUCCGACCUCGCCGCCCUCGCCUCCCUAGGCCACUUCCUCAAAGGCUCCUCCGCCACCCUCGGCCUCACAAAAGUCAAAGACUCAUGCGAGCGCAUCCAGCACUUCGGCCAGAAGAAGGACGAGUCCGGCACCGUCGACGAGCCCGACGAGGCGCUCUGCCUAAGGCGCAUCCGGGAGACCCUCAAGGAGGUCAAGGAGCAGUAUGAAGAGGUUGAGGGCGUGCUGAGGAGGUUCUACGCGUAG
This is a messenger RNA of Pseudogymnoascus verrucosus, 465 nucleotides long. RefSeq lists its product as uncharacterized. Gene Ontology annotation, biological process: phosphorylation; phosphorelay signal transduction system. Gene Ontology annotation, cellular component: cytoplasm; nucleus. The transcript has 3 exons. Gene Ontology annotation, molecular function: protein histidine kinase binding; histidine phosphotransfer kinase activity. The record is from RefSeq and is a predicted model, not a curated record. The coding region runs from base 1 to 465 and encodes 154 amino acids. Lineage: Eukaryota; Fungi; Ascomycota; Leotiomycetes; Thelebolales; Thelebolaceae.